Acanthaster planci (crown-of-thorns starfish) is the source of this 3096-nucleotide messenger RNA. RefSeq lists its product as uncharacterized. Lineage: Eukaryota; Metazoa; Echinodermata; Asteroidea; Valvatida; Acanthasteridae. The record is from RefSeq and is a predicted model, not a curated record.
UCUGCUCACAGUAGGCGUGAGGGUCAAAAAAUCACCGAGGUAUGCCGGGAUUAUACAGAGUAUAAUGCAGAAGGUAAAAUAACCCACUCAACAAAAGUAUGUGCCGGGCUAAUACCGGGCAUUAUUGGUCCAGAAUGGUAGUUUGUUCAGGAGGCAUCGAGGCGUGGACUGGGGCUUUGCUCUCUCACUGCAUCUAUUACUCUGUAUGUUGUUCCUUGUGAACUUUCUAGGGAACUUGUGUCGCCUUGCCAAGUUCAUUUGCUACACAGCCCCGGUUUUGUUGAGUGGGACGAAGAGGAGAAGGAAUGUGCAAGAAAGGAGACUGGUUUGGAAUAACUUUCAAGUAAAUUCCGACGUGGUAGGCGUCACGUUGCUUAGCAUUACAUACCAGUAAUGGUUCUUAUAAGCUUCUAGACAGAACUAGACACUCGUCUCACGGAACAAGACAGCUCAUGAGAUACAUUCACUAGAUGAGAAACACCUUGACUUCGUCGUCGUUUAGGAACUGGUUCAGGAUUAAUGGUAACCGAGAGUGAACCACUAUAUGAAGUUGCAGAUAAUGGGAGAUGUUGUCAUCCUUCUUGGACUAAAUUGUGCUUGAAGUGCAGGAGUCUACAAAAUUACAUCUAAACUCCAAGGCGUCAACCUGUUGGGAUCUUUGACAAGGACAUCGGAUGUUUGGAGAUCAUCUGGAAUCGGUAGCUUUCCUUGAACUCUACAGUCUGUUAUCCACCUGUGCUACCGGAAUCAAACCGACGUUAGGUCGCCAAGGUCCGACCAACCUACGCAGCGUUUCAACCUGUUGGCCUGGACGUGGCGUCUUAGUUCCACAUCUGAGAUGAUGACUUCCCAUCUUCAGUAAUCGAUGUAAAGCUUCAACUUCUUCUCACGAAUGCCCAGUGGAGACCAUCGCUAAAACAGGCUGCAAGCCCAUCUAAGUGCUUAUCCUUAAUCUCCAAGACACUGAAAUAAAGAUGACGCGUCUGAGCUCACCUGGUUACCAGGCAUCCCUCUUCCUCCUACCGAUUCUCCUUGUCAUCCUAUUGCUAUGUGUAGCGCCAUCUACCGCCCGUUACUGCGAGGAGAGGGAGUGCUGUAUCGGUAGGGAUGAUGACUGUCAUAUGCCUUAUCCGGCUCUGUUGCCGAGUACGCGGUGCUAUUGCGACCAAUUCUGCAACCGAACUCAGACUGACUGCUGCCCAGAUUUCUGGGGGUACUGUCUGGGAAUUGAACCGCCUGUACCCAUCGUUAAAGGCACUUGUUGUCAUGACGGGCAAGACAUUGAAGAGGGUAAAUCCAUCAAAGUAAACUGUAAUCGUUGCUACUGUAAGAAGUUGCUAUACGGAUUUUAUGGCUUCGAUUGCGAGGCUAAAGUUUGCCUUGUCCAGCCCGAGGUGGCAGAAAGAGUUAACGUCAAUGAAAUUGGAUGGACGGCAGGUAACUACUCUGAGUUCUGGGGCAUGACUUUAGCCGAGGGAUUUCAAUUUCGGCUGGGAACGAUGAAGCCUACGGCUGCAGUCAAAGCCAUGAACGAAAUCCAAAUGGACGCUGCUUCCUUGGACAUCCCUGAGGAAUUUGAUGCUCGGGAUAAGUGGCCAAGUCUACGAGAUGAAGUUUUGAAUCAGGGAGAUUGCGCUAGCUCUUGGGCCCUCUCAACUGCUUCUGUUGCAUCCGAUCGCCUUGCCAUCCAAUCAAACGGUACCAUCGCUAUGGCCUUGUCACCCCAACACUUACUGUCAUGUAACAUCAGACGACAGCAAGGUUGCCAUGGCGGCCAUCUUGACCGUGCGUGGUGGUAUUUGCGCAAGAAAGGCGUAGUCACCACGGACUGUUAUCCAUACAAGAGUGGAAUGUCAUUUGAUAUGAAGAUGGACAAGGGAUCUUGCUACAUUCGGGGUGAGCAGUCUAACUCUUGUCCAAAGGAACGCCAGACGAGUGACAGAUACUUCUCAACACCACCCUACAGAAUUUCUGAAGACGAAGAGGAAAUAAAGGCAGAAAUUCUGAUGAAUGGACCUGUUCAAGCUGCCUUCCAUGUUCAGGAAGACUUCUUUAUGUACAAAUUUGGUGUCUACAAGCAUUCCAAGAUGGCGACAAAAGACGAGCAGAAAGCGUCCGGUUGGCAUUCAGUGAAGCUUCUUGGCUGGGGUGUGGACAAAUCUCAAGGAAAACCUAUAAAAUACUGGCUUGCAGCCAACUCGUGGGGUAAAGGUUGGGGUGAAGAUGGCCACUUUCGCAUCCUGCGAGGCAAAAAUGAGUGUCAGAUCGAGUCUUUCGUGGUCGGUGUCUGGGGCAAAGUCGACUCUGACAUGAUCAAUGGGAACAGCGUGCCAGUCUGAUUUGGAUUUCAAUCACGUGCACAAUUACAGCCCUAUGCUAAGUUUGCCUUAAACUGUGCGCAUUAUGUAUGUAGAAAAUACAGCCUACCCUACCUCGAAACCCUUCGACAUGUGUAUGGACGUUCUUCCUGUGGGAAAACUCAACACAAGACAAUUUUGAGUAAGCCUCGUUGAGAAAUAUGAAGGAGGCAGACGCACAAGGUUGAGGGACGUACUGUUGUGGAAAAAAGGCGUUGAUCAAUACAUACUACCCAUCAUUUCCCCUCAUAUGCAACUGUACGAACUAGUCACACAGAAUUGGCGUCAGUGUUUCAACUAUCGACUUUAGACGCUUACUCCACGACUGUAAGUUGGCCCCAAAAUUGUCCUUACCAAAUCCAAGUAUGCAACUUUCACGUGACGCUAACUAUUGACGACUCGUGUUGAAGUACUUCGUGGAUACUGCGCGCGCAGACUCUACUGGCCAUGAAAUGUUCCAUGUUAUUAUCCUAAAGAAUCUUGAGGUCAUUGUUAUCUCCACUCCGACGCUCUGCCUGUUUCUUUAUUUUUAUUCCUGGUCAGGUUUUUAUAAACUAACUCCAAAUUUCUUGGAACACUGCACUACACGCGAAUUCCGCUGAUUAUUCAAAAUGAUGAAUACCGUAAUAACUAUAUAAACCCUACUUUUGCAUCGCGCUCACAUAACCACUGUCAGUGAUCUCUCGCGCAUGCGUAGAUGCAUGAAAAUAAAUGAACGAAUUGUGUCUUUAACUCUGUA